CUCCAAUUUAGGUCGAUUCCAUUCGAACAUUCCUCCUCCAAGACUCCACAAGUCCAGAGGGAGAAAGUGUGAGAAGAAUGUGGCGGAAGGGGAACAAGCGGUUCGGCGGCGGCGGCGAGCCGGCGGCCAAGCGCCGUGCCGCCGGGGACGACGGGCCCUCCGAGAGCGCCGACGACGAUAUCGUCGUCGCCCAGAUAUCGAAGAACAGGAGGGUGGCGGUGCGGACCUGGAACGGCAAGGUCGUCGUCGACAUCCGCGAGUUCUACGAGAAGGACGGCAAGACCCUCCCCGGCCGCAAAGGUAUACAGCUCCCGAUGGAUCAGUGGAAGAUACUGAGGGACAAUAUCAAAGCUAUAGAUGAGGCCAUCAAGGAGAAUGCGUGAUCGGAGCCCAUUCUCUUGUGAUGCAAGUAGACUAAGCCUACGUCUGUCUUUUAUGACUCCGAGGAAUAUUGCACUUUUGGUAUGGUAAUCUUCAUUACCCUGUCUAGUAAUAUCAAGUAAUGUUUUAGUUUGGUCAUGCGCGGAAAAUGUGGCCUUGUCUGGUAUUGUGCCAAAGAAGCAGCUAUGUGCCUAAUGUGCUCUCCUCAUUUUGUACGUUGGGUAAGGAGGUCCAUCUGUUAAUGGUUGGUUGGUUUCUGCGUGUACUUAUGUUUUACUUUAAAUCUCUAAUGCCGCUUUGUAUUUGCUUG
Messenger RNA from Oryza sativa Japonica Group (Japanese rice), 691 nucleotides. RefSeq names its product RNA polymerase II transcriptional coactivator KIWI. The record is from RefSeq and is a predicted model, not a curated record. Gene Ontology annotation, biological process: positive regulation of transcription initiation by RNA polymerase II. Gene Ontology annotation, molecular function: transcription coactivator activity; DNA binding. Lineage: Eukaryota; Viridiplantae; Streptophyta; Magnoliopsida; Poales; Poaceae. Gene Ontology annotation, cellular component: transcription regulator complex; nucleus.